Vanessa atalanta (red admiral) is the source of this 763-nucleotide messenger RNA. RefSeq lists its product as uncharacterized. The coding region runs from base 1 to 729 and encodes 242 amino acids. The record is from RefSeq and is a predicted model, not a curated record. The transcript is spliced from 2 exons. NCBI's taxonomy places the organism in Eukaryota, Metazoa, Arthropoda, Insecta, Lepidoptera, Nymphalidae.
AUGGAAUCUGAGGAGCCCCCGGAUGGGGGCGGAGGUGACUCCAUAAGUCAUGAUUGUGUGAUGUCUAGUGAAUCUAUAAUCAGAGAAGACUCCAAAAAAGUCCUAAAGGCUGCCAAACGCUCUCAAACCGCUGCAGAGAGUAUUCUAAACAAACGGGAUGCUUCCUCUCCCCCUAGCGCUUCGAUUCAACACACAUUCACACUCCCCGAAUUUAGCGGUACUAAAUUGAAGUAUAACGACUCCGAUCAAGGCCCUUUUAUUGUCCACGCCUCACGAGUGGAACCCGACCCAUCAGCUGGUUAUACGAUUAAUUUACUUAAAUUUGCUCAAAUUAUUUACAGAAGCAAGGUUUCUGGUGUUCUCAAGGGAGGAAUUAAAUCAGCAGGACGCAACCGUGUUGUUGUUGAAUUUGAGAAUGCUUCUUCUGCCAAUAAUUUCAUUGACAGUCCAUUGUUCCAGGAGCAUAAUUACAAAAUAAUUAUCCCAGCUUUUCACAUUACCCGAAUGGGUAUUGUGAAGCAAAUUCCCAUCGACUGGUCUAUGGAGGAGUUUCUGAGUAGUAUCGAAUGCUACACCCCUGGUUGCCGGGCUAUAAAAGCAAGACGGUUGAACCGAAAAUCUGUUACUGACGAUCGUGCUACUGGUCAUUUGGCAGAACGAAAAAGUGCUGUUUUAAGCAACCACGUGUAUUUUUCAACCCUGACACUGGCAGAAUUGUCAACCUAUUGACAGAUGCCAUAAACAUAAUAAUAAUAAUAAUAAU